GGAGUGCGAGCAAGCACAAGUUGAGAUAUGGGGAAUGAUAAAAAUCCGUGAAGGGAAAUCGCUUGCUUCUAAACAAGGCAAUGCUCAUCAUGUUUUUGUUUUUGUUUUUUUUUUACGCUUGACCAGCACAUCAUGUUGAUGCAGACUCGGGAACCGUAUUUGCAGGAAUAGCGGUUUCUGAUCACAAUUCAUGUACAGUGAGUGCUCGGGUGUAGCGCAGACAGUGGCACGGUGAGCUCGUCUAAUGGCUUUGCACGCUGCGACCGUACUCCUGUAUCCAGUUUCCAGCACCAGUUGCGUUUCACAUUCACCUCGUUUUAGGUUUGGUGUUUCUGAUCACUUGUCAGUGUGUAACCGGCCACGACGGUGGCGUCUGUUUGUGACGUGCGCACAAUCCUCCAAGAUUCGAGUUCAGUAUGUGAAUCUCGGUGCGCCUGGGACGACACCGAGUGGGGAAACCUUGGGGAGUCUUGAUGACAACAAUCGAUUUCCCAGCGCAUCGGUCAGAAACAAACGGGAUGAUAGAGAGAGGCAACGAAUUGCGCUGGCAGACCAUCUCCUUGUUCUCGUUCAUGGCAUCAAUGCAGGGCCCAGGGAUUGGGAUGACGUGAAAGAAGUCUUGCAAAGUGAACUCGGGAGCAAAUUUUUGAUCCAUGCAAGCAGCUCCAACCCUACAUUUCAGACAUUCGUUGGAGUAGAUUUAGCUGGCAAGCGCUUGGCGGAUGAGGUUCGGCAGAUCGUAUGGACGAAUCCAGGAUUGAAACGGAUUUCCUUUGUGGCUCACUCGCUGGGAGGUCUAUUCCAACGAUAUGCUAUUGCGAAUCUCUACAACGCUAGAGACUCAACAAUCGCUGGUCUGGAGCCCGUGCAAUUUGUAACAAUCGCUACUCCGCACCUGGGUAUGCGAGGGAGCAAGUCGCUACCGAUGGCUUUUGGGGUGACUGUUCUCGAGGAGCUUGCAGCAAUUUUCACUGUUGGUAGGACAGCGCGUCAGCUCUUUCUCUCGGACGGAGAGCUGAAUGAGCCCCCGCUUUUAUUACGGAUGGCUACUGAUUGCAGCGACGGUUGUUUCAUAUCGGCACUUCGAGCUUUCAAAAUGCGAGUGGCAUAUGCGAAUGUCGAUUACGAUCAGAUGGUGGGUUGGCGGACAUCGUCUAUACGAAGAGAGACUGAGCUUACAACUCCACCCAAUAGAUCGUUAGACGGCUACCAACACAUCGUAAGUGAAACACUCUGCCCUGCAGUGGAGAUCUCGAAAACAAGGUUGCAGUCGCACAAUGUAAAGAAGGACGCCGUUCUUCAACUCUCACUGCCCCUCUCUUACCAGAAAACUGUUGAAGAGGAGAUGAUUCGAGGCCUGCAGCAAAUGUCGUGGAAGAAGGUCGACAUGAACUUCCACUCGGCCACAAUUCCAUUUCUCGCCCACAACCAUUUCCAUGUGAAGUAUGUGUGGCCUGUGCAAUUUGAGGGAGCUGGUUUGAUUGCACAUAUCAAGGAUUCGAUCAAGCGACUUGAUCUUGGACAUGUUGUGGAUAUGGCCCUGGAGAAUGGCAUCUAGAAAAUUGUACACUAUAUGGACCCACAAACUCAUGUAACAAUGGCUUUCUUCAAUGAAUCCUUUAGUUGGGUCUUUUAAUGCUUCAUGGCUUGUUUUCUGAGCCCUGAAUGUAUUUUAAGUGCUGGUAUUGUGUGCUCUAGGUUUAUGUGGAGUUAAUGGAGUGUUCAAUAUUGUGGAUAAGAAAGUAGAAAAAAUAGGCCAUUGAUCUC
This is a messenger RNA of Physcomitrium patens, 1767 nucleotides long. NCBI's taxonomy places the organism in Eukaryota, Viridiplantae, Streptophyta, Bryopsida, Funariales, Funariaceae. The record is from RefSeq and is a predicted model, not a curated record.